Messenger RNA from Cladophialophora carrionii CBS 160.54, 486 nucleotides. RefSeq lists its product as uncharacterized. NCBI's taxonomy places the organism in Eukaryota, Fungi, Ascomycota, Eurotiomycetes, Chaetothyriales, Herpotrichiellaceae. The record is from RefSeq and is a predicted model, not a curated record. The coding region runs from base 1 to 486 and encodes 161 amino acids. The transcript has a single exon.
AUGAAGCCGCAGCCUUUCUUCCCGUCUCGCCUCCUCUUCCGGUAUCUGGCCCUCCUCUUUGUCGUAGCCUUGCUCUCCACCCCGGUCCUGAUCCCGAUCCCAAUCCCAGCGCGAGUCCACGCCCUCCCCAUCCAAGAUUCCCUCACCCUCGACGCCAUCGACGCCUCGGUCAUCGAAAGCCUCGCCCUGGCCUACACAGCCUACCUGGAGAAGAAACAACAAGGCACCACGCAGCUGCUCGACACGAUCGACGACUUUGUCGAGUCCGCAAAAUCCGCCCUGGACACGGACUUUGAGCUGACGCGGGCCAUGCUCGUCGAGGUCGUCGACCUGCUGCGACGGAGCAACGACGCCCAAAGCGAGAGCAACCAAGUGGCCCGACGCAACGCCGACGUCCAAAAGAGGAGUCUGGCGAUUCAGGAGCGCACGCUGCAGCUGGCCGAGCAGUCGAACCGGGGCGCCGUCGAGCAGAUCAUCACAGCGUAG